UAAAACUGUUUGAUAAUAGCUAUUCAUUAGAUUUGACAUGAAUGUGUUUGACCAUUAAUAAACUAUUAAAUAUAAAAUUUGAAAAUGUCAAAUGUUUUUGUUAAUUACAUGACAAUUAUUUGUCAUUCAUUUAUUGACCAUCGUUAUUCAGUAUAACGAAUGCAGCGCUUGAGAUAUUUUAAGUUAUCUGCUGAAUACGAAGUUAAUAAUACAAUAUAAUUUUACAGCUAUAUAUAUUGACAUUGUAUAUAUGAAGGUAAAAAUAUAACUGAAAUAAUGGGGAAUACAUUGAAUACUGCAUCUGUAUCAGCGGCUGAUGUAAUUAUGCCAAUACAGCAUAGUAAUAAUGAACAGUUGACUAAGUCUAUAAUAAAUGAAUCAGAAAAACUUCAAAAUGUACCUCCAGUGGAAUGUCCCAUGCAUACAAAAGUAAAUCAACAGCCACCCAAAACAUCUAAGUCGGAAUGUCCAAUAGAUCAUACGAAUGAGAAUGAAAUAAAUCCUCUUAACAUGAUGCCAGCUGAAAAUCAAAAUCCAGCACCAGAUCAACCAUUUCCUUUGCCAACUGAUCGACAAAUUUCAUCUAUACCAAAAGCAACUGGAAAUAAUGAAUUUUGGGUUUAUCCAUCACAACAAAUGUUUUGGAAUGCUAUGUUAAGAAAAGGAUGGCGUUGGAAAAAUGAUGACAUAAAUCCUAAAGAUAUGGACGAUAUUAUUAAAAUUCAUAAUGCUAAUAAUGAGCAAGCAUGGCAAGAAGUUCUUAAAUGGGAAGCGCUUCAUGCACGAGAAUGCAAUUGUCCCAAGUUACGCAGUUUUGGUGGAAAAGCUAAACAUUAUUCACCACGUGCACGCAUUCGAUAUUGGCUAGGAUAUGAAUUGCCAUUUGAUCGUCAUGAUUGGAUCGUUGAUAGAUGUGGUAAAGAUGUACGUUAUGUUAUUGACUAUUAUGAUGGUGGAGCAGUGGAUGAAAAAUAUAAAUUUGCUCUUCUUGAUGUAAGACCCGCCAUGGACUCUUGGCAAAAUAUUUGGGACCGUAUGAAAGUUACUUGGUGGAGAUGGAGAUUUAGUAAUGAGGCACAAGAACAGCCAUCUCCAAUUCAAAUACAUUAAAAUGCCAUUGAAAAUUAGAUAGAUGUUUUAAAUGAAUUAUAUUAUAGAAGUUAAAAAAAGAUUGUAAUGCAUUUCCCAAUUUCAACAAUUGUUAAACAAAAAAUCAGCUAAACCAUAGAAAGUUUACUUUUAUUUUGUUGAUUGUAUGAAAAUUCCUAAACAAAAGCUAUGCUUUUAGAUAACACUUCAAACAUAAUGCGUGAUGAAUAUGUAUGGCGUUCAUAUUAUUAUAAUAUAGUGGAAUUAGUAAUGUUUUUAA
Molecule: messenger RNA, 1369 nt
Organism: Polistes dominula (European paper wasp)
Lineage: Eukaryota; Metazoa; Arthropoda; Insecta; Hymenoptera; Vespidae
Gene: Cchl
Product: Cytochrome c heme lyase
Biological process (GO): cytochrome c-heme linkage
Cellular component (GO): mitochondrion
Molecular function (GO): holocytochrome-c synthase activity
Source: RefSeq, a predicted model, not a curated record